Molecule: messenger RNA, 4528 nt
Organism: Lethenteron reissneri (Far Eastern brook lamprey)
Lineage: Eukaryota; Metazoa; Chordata; Hyperoartia; Petromyzontiformes; Petromyzontidae
Product: ena/VASP-like protein
Source: RefSeq, a predicted model, not a curated record
GUACACGAGCGAAAGCACGUGUGUGGAUAAAUGAACGAUUGAAUGAAAGCACUUGCGAUGAGUACACGUGAAUGAAUGACGGCAUGUUUCUGAGCACACGAAUGAAUAAAGUGCCGGGUGCACGCGUGAAUGAAUGAAAUCGCGUCUGAGUAGACGGGAAUGAAUGAGGGGACGUGAGUAGACAUGCUUGUGAAUGAUAUCGCGUGCGAGUGAAUGAGAACACGAAUGAAUGACCACGUGCUCACACUCGCCGCUCGGGCUGCAGGGGAGGUUUUGCGCGUGCGCGUGGCCGCGUGUGGAGGGAGAGAUGCGUGACCUCUACGCAUCGUCAUCAUCAUCAUCCACCACAUCGUCAUCCACCAUCACAUCAUCAUCAUCCACAACAUCAUCAUCAUCAUCCACCAUCACAUCAUCUUCAUCAUCAUCCACUACAUCAUCGUCAUCAUCCGCCUCGUCUUUCUCAUACACAGCAUCAUCAGCAUCAUCAUCCGCAUCAUUCUCAUUCAUCUCAUCCACCUCGUUCUCCACCACAUCAUCCUCCCAUUCCUCCUCGUCGUCGGCAGCUGCCGCCGCAGCCGCCCACCCUGGUGCCGGAGCCCCCCGCCCCGGUCCCGCACAGACGCACGAGGUGUGUGGAGGGAGACAGACGCACGAGCUCCGGCCCCAUGAGCAGCAGGAGACUGCUUCCCACGGUCCCCGCGGGACCCGCGGGACCUGCGGAGACCAGCAGUGAGCUCGCGGUGGUGGUCGCUGCCCCAAUGUGCUACGAUGACUCGAGUCGCCGCUGGGUUCCGUGUGCUGGUGGGGGAGCGGGGGAAUCCGGUCCCGCAUUCAUCCACCUCCUCCAAGAGCGCACCUCCAUCCGCGUGUGGGGGCAGCGUGUAUACGACCAGCAGACGGUGCUGGAGUGCCACCUGACGCAGGGCACGCGCUUCCACCGCGCCACCCCCACCUUCCUGCAGUGGCGCAGCGAGGGCCGCGUGUUCGGCCUGAGCUUCACGAGCGAGGACGACGCCAACCUCUUCAUCAACGCCAUGACGUGGGGGGCCGAGGCGCUCUCGGUGGGGGGCGCGGGAGGAGGAAGACCUCCACAAAGCCCGGAUCGUGAUGAGGCCGAGUCGGGCGGCGACAGCUUGUACGAGUCCCUAGACUCGUACCAGGACCUGGACAAGAGUUUCCACGGACGAAACGGGGCCUCCACUUUGGCCCACACUGCGGCCCCCGUGUGUGGAACGGGACCCCAGGGUGCCCAGCCUGGGGGGGCCCAGCCUGGGGGGGCCCAGGCUGGGGGGGGGGCCCCGCCACCCCCGCCCCCUCCCCCACCGCCGCCCCCCGCAGGAGGAAGCGCGGCCCCAAGGCCCCCUGCGUUCGGGGCCUCGAUCACAGGGGUCCAACUCAAGAAAGUCCAGCCGACUGAGGAGUCGGGGCCUGGAGGAGGAGGGGGCAGCCGGGGUCCCCCAGGAGGAGGAGGAGGCUCUGGGGGGGGCCUAAUGGAUGAGAUGAGUGCCAUGCUGGCCCGGAGGAAAAAGACCUCUCAGGGGGUUCUCUCGGCAGCGACGGGGACCCCCGGGACCCCAGGGACCCCAGGGACCCCAAACCCAGCACCGGGACCCGAGGAGGCUCCGGCUGCGAUCGCUGGUCCCAAGAAAGACACGAGGCCUCUCGAGAGCCCCAAGAAGGCGCCUUGGGCCAGCGGGAAGCCGCUCAGUCGAUCGCAGUCCAAGCUGGAGAUGGGCCGUGAGGCCACGGGGAAGGAACCCGGUCCCUCCCUCAAUACCUCCAGCAGCCUGAGCAGGCUGGAGAUGAGCCGCGGGGCCGAGAAGAAGCAGCCGGACGCUGCGCUCAACUCCUUGCGCAGCCUGAGCAGGACCAAGUCGUGUGUCGGGUCUCUGACGCUGCACGCUGUGCCGGAUGGCGGCCCCUCGCAGAACCUCAAAGAGGAGAUCCUGGCCGGCGUGCGGCAGGAGCUGCACAAGGUGAAGGAGGAGAUCCUGGCCGCCGUGCGCCAGGAGCUCACGCGGUUUAGCAAAGCCUAGCGGUGGCAGCAGCAAUAGCCGAGGAUUGGGGCCGGGCCCCCCCCCCCCAGGCACCACCAGCCACGGACCACGACGUUUGCAACCGCACUUCCCCCGCCCUUGCCGAGCACUGCGUGUGAAGUCGGGGACCCACGAUGGACGCGGUCACACUGUGUUUGAGUUGACUCGCACACUCACGGUUGCACUCAUUCACUCGCUCACAAUCGCACGCCUCCCAACUCGCUUAGACGCCUUGCUGUUGACUGUUCGGGUGUUAUGACGUGAGAUGCAAUGAACGCGUCAUUAGCGCCUCGUCUUCCCUGGCCCUGCUUGGCCCCCAGCCAGAUUCAGACGUUUUCUUGCGAGGCCAGCAGUAGCACUGUUUGGUUUCUGGCUCGGCACGGCAAAUAGCCGCUGGAAAACCACCCAUACCAUAACGGGCCCCGCGCUGGCUCUGCUCAGAUUUGGCAGUGGAAAAGGGUGUACGGUACGUCAUGUCCAUGACCAUUGGGAACUGUUGUCUGUGGCCCAGUAUUGGCCCAGGGCCUGGGUCCUCAUCCCCACGCUAUAUAGACUCGCUUCCUCUCGCUCCAUCCCACACCUCCUCGUCCUCGCCAUUCUCCGUGGCUUCAUGCAAGGGUCAGGGUUUUAGUCCGGCCACGGCUGGAAUUGGUUGUUGGCCUGCCCGUGUGGUACGCAGGUCCACAAUAUAUAUAAAAAAAUGUAAUGUAAAAUAAGUUACGACGAAAAAUACAACUAAGCACGGAGCUGUGCGCAGUCAGUAUUUCGAUUCAUAAUUGCGUUUUGGUUCAGGCUCCGUAAAAUGUGUCGCAAGACCCUCUACUGCUUGACGCAGCCAAACAAAAUCGGUUGUUGCAUACACGCGUUUGACGAUGCCAGUUGUUUUCAGCUCACUCAACGGAUAAAGUUGGAGAACGAUUCCCGCAAUCAACAUUUAUCCAUUAGACUUCCUGGAUGUUACUUUGACUUCAUGGACCUUGUCCUGAUGAUGCUCUUCGCCGUUUCAAGCGGUACGUUUCGAACGGAACGUCGCGGCAUAUCUAAUCGCUGAAUCUGGUUGUGAUAAUUGCUCACUAACUUCACCGGUGAGCAAAACAAUUAUAAUUGGCGUGUCGUUAAACGCUCAUACGCGUGACAAUUUCACUGUUGGGUGGGUGGGUCUUACAGCAGAAAUGUAACCGGAUUGUUACGUGGCCUAACCCAAAUAUCAAUUAUAAAUAAUAAAUAUAUAGAACUUUAUUGAUAUUGUCAUUUUAAUAUGGGGACAAUAUAUAUAACAAAAAUACUACCCUUUAUUAAAUGGGUGGCAGGGUGGUGAAGCGAUAACGCUGCUUUCCAGUCGUGGUGGUUGAAACGGGGCCGUGGGAGUUUCGCUUCUGACACACCUCAGCCCGCACCCUCCUGCUUGCACAGCCCAUUAUACCCCAGCCUAAACACACUUGUCCAUCAAUCCUAGCCCAUCAACCCUAGCCCAUACAUCCUAGACCAUCAACCCCAACCCAUCACCUGGGCUCGAUUAACGCAGGGGCUGAACGUGCUGCAGCCUGGGUCCUAGGAAUGAUAAGUCCCCCUUUAUUGUGAAAUGUGUAUUAAUUUAUCAUGGUUACAACGCAAUACUGGAGCACUAUGACACGUCCUGCGGGUAGUUUGGGAGUAAAAGCCAUCGCAUCGCUGUGUGUAUUACUAGCAGCCUUGUACCGAAAUUAAAAUAGUUCUUUUUAACUUUGAUUGAGCCUUUAAAUCUUGCAUCGCGUUUAAAAAAAAGACAAGAGCUGAAAUUGCCAAACAAUCGAUCAUUUGGCUUCAUUGGGCAAGGGUGGUGGUGAAAUGGUCAAGGGAAGGAAUUAAAUAUACAAAGAGGACCCCCCCCACCAAAGUAUACCCAUCCUGGGCCUUCCUCAAAUGUUAUGUAUCUCUGCCCAUUCCAUUGAGCCCACCACUGCUACAUCAGCUCUCGCCACUCCAUUAUUAGGCUCGCCCAUUGCUGUCAACCCAGUCCAUCGCUGUUUUCGAAGCCCAUACAUCCUAUCCCAUUGCACCUCGUCCAUCAUCCAUUAACCAUAAUUCAGUGUUCUUCAUUGCAAGGCCCGCAGGCCACUGGCGGCCCCCGGUGGCCUUUAGUGCGGCCUCUGACGUGCGGCCCCCCGACAAGACACACAGAGUGACAACAUCCCCCAUCAUCAUCGUCGUGAUGCUGUCAAACCCCCCUAAGGUUUCAAAUGUGUGGCGGCCCUCACACUGACGAUGUCUUAUCGGCAAAAGUGGCCCCCCUCUGAAAAUUGGUGAAGAACACUGCCAUGAUCAAUCUCCCCUGCCCAGCCUGUCACCUCCAUGACAUGCAACAAUCGCCUCCACACCCUGGAUAAGAUGUGCACCCUAUGCGGACAUGUGUGGAGACAAGUAUGUGCGUGUGUAUAGGUAUAUAUACACACACACAGGUUUGUGCACUGAUGUGUGUGUAUAUAUAGGUGUGUGUACAGGUGUGCUGGGGC